AAUGGUUAAUACCGGCGCGCGCACACAACGGCCUUAAAUGCCCGCUCCCUUUUAAUUUCUUCCCGCUUAAUCGGCGAUCAGCCGGCAGCCGCAGGCUACAUUAACCCACUGCAUGAGUUGCCUGUCCGCUCGGGAUCAGACGGAGCUUUUUUUAUCGGGACUAACGCUUGACUUGACGCGCGCGCACUCGCCAGCCAACGUAUGCGCGUACAGUACAUAAUAUUAUGUCGGUCCUUAUUUAUGGGCUGUAUUUGCACUUUUGACAGACAAUUUCCGUGCUGACCUUUGCCGCGACUAUAACUUGAUUUGCCCGUUGGACGGCCGGCGUCAUGUUGAUGCAAGCUCCCUCGUUCUCAUUCUCCUCGCUGACCAUGGCUUUCCUCACCGCGAUACUCCUUAUGCGCUUGGCGGCCCCCGCGCCCCUUCCCGCCACCACCAAGAACGCCGCCGCCACGGCGCUGACCGGCAACCUCCUUUCCAUUUGCAUAACUAACUGUGCACAGUGCCAUGAUUUGGUUGGAGAUAUAUUCGACCACAGAAAAUGCAGUCGCGACUGUAUCCAGAAGCGUGGGACAUUCUUGCCGGACUGCACCAAUCCCUCAUCGAUACGCGACUACCUAAUGCUGAAGAAAUUGGCGGUGCUCAACACCGACCGGUGAUGGAUGUCUCGACGUGUCGAACUCCCACUCUCGAUCGCAGCAGUGCCACAUACAGCGGUGGACGGACGGCAGUCUACACGCCGCGCACCACUGGUUUUCCAUAAACCACUCAUUCCGGAUUUUAUGCAACGUUCGGCAACCGCCCUAGCUGCCAGCUCCAACGCCCGCCUCCACUCUCUUGCCACCAACGUGUAAGCGCCAUCAACAUCCAUUAUCCAGAUGCCGGCUGACCGGCAUGCCACGCAUCGCCUCCUUCCCCAACAUUCCGACGUUCUCCGCCGCCGUUGAUGGAUGCACGUCGCCCAUCGAUAUAUAAGUAUCGCCAACUAAACGCCGUUCAAACCAUCGAUUAUAUACAGAGACCGUUUUAUUUUUUCUUCUUCCGAUUUAUUUUGCUCUUGUCGUGUCGGCUUGGACGGCUUGCCAAGCGUCGCUCAUGAUUAAUAUGCUGCUAAUUUGUUAGCGUGCGCGGCUCUACGAAAGGUCAUCGUGUCAUAUUAUGCAGUACUCUGGCCAAAUUAAAAGAAAACCAGUGGAAACGUAUUCAUAAGCUAUCGCAUGUUUCAUAUUAAAC
Molecule: messenger RNA, 1233 nt
Organism: Paramacrobiotus metropolitanus
Lineage: Eukaryota; Metazoa; Tardigrada; Eutardigrada; Parachela; Macrobiotidae
Product: eclosion hormone-like
Exons: 3
Coding region: 330-659 (109 amino acids)
Biological process (GO): neuropeptide signaling pathway; ecdysis, chitin-based cuticle
Molecular function (GO): ecdysis-triggering hormone activity
Source: RefSeq, a predicted model, not a curated record